GAAGAAGAGGAGGGGCCCAAGCUGGUGUGAGAGGUCCUGUGUGAAGGGAGCGAUGGAUCUUGAGCCUCGUUCAUCUUCCCACGCCACUCUCUCUGGACGCACUGACUGUGUGCUUCUCUUGUAAUGGCCACUGUAAAGGACAGCCUUGAGCUCCAGACUGCCUCUGCCCAGACACCCCCGCCAGGGGACCCUAAUUCAUGCUCUAGCAAAGAGGACUGGGGAGAAAGCUGCCCGGAACCCAGUGAGGAAACUCUGGUUAAUGCUGGGGAGACAGCCCCCACAGACCCAGAAUGGGUGGAGGAGAGAUUCAGGAUCGACAGGAAGAAACUGGAAACUAUGUUACACACCCCUGGAGAUGAAAAUCGCUUAACUGGUGAAGAAUUCUUUCAAAAGGUGAUGAGUGAAACCAACACGCAGAUCAAAUGGCCUUCCAAGCUGAAGAUAGGCGCUAAAUCGAAGAAGGAUCCACAUGUUAAGGUGGAAGGGAAGAAAGCUGGUGUCCUGGAAGCCAAGAAGAAGAUAUUAGAUGUUUUGGAAACAAAGGUUAACAAGGUGACCCUGAAGAUGGACGUGGCCCACACUGAGCACUCCCAUGUGAUCGGGAAAGGGGGCAGCAACAUUAAGAAGGUCAUGGAGGAAACAGGCUGCCAUAUCCACUUCCCCGACUCUAACCGAAACAAUGUCCAUCUGGAGAAGAGCAAUCAGGUUUCUAUAGCCGGAUCACUUUCCGGUGUGGAAUCUGCCAGGAGAAGAAUAAGGGAUCUGCAGCCUUUGGUUCUAAGCUUUGACCUGCCGAUGAGUAUGGUCUCUCACACAGUACCAGAUGUGAACUCUCCUGUGAUCCACCACAUCAGCCAGGCCUUUAAUAUCAGCGUGAGCUUUAGACAGCAGCCAAAACUCUACAGCACCACCUGUCUAGUGAGAGGACUGCAGGGGAACUGUGUCUCUAUCCAGAAAGCCACUGCGGUACUGAUGGAGCUGCUGCUAGGUGCAGAUCCCAGCGUCAGCGUCAGCACCCAGCUUGAACUCACCUCCCAGCAGCACGUCUUCCUUAUGGGACAGAAUGGAGCCAACUUCAUCAACAUCAUGCACAUGACCCAGACACAGAUUGUGUUUCCAGACCUGAACUGCCCACAGAACAGAGCCACGCUGCUCAUACAGGGCACUGCAGACACUGUCUGCCUGGCCAAACAGCAGCUGCAGGACUGCCUCCCACUCUGCUUGAUGUUCGAUCUGAAGGAGGAUGCUGAGGUGGAGCCCCACAAACUCAGCCAGAUGAUGCAGAACCUUGGAGUUUUCAUCAGCGUCAAACCCAAAGUGAAGCAGGCAGCCAAGUCUGUUGUAGUGAAGAGUUUGGAACGAAACACUGUCAACUUGUAUGAAGCCAGAAGAUUGCUGUUGGGCCUAGAAACCAGUGAGGUUGCCAUGGCAAUAAAGCCUGCCUGUGACAUUCCCUUAACAAAUGGCCUAACUAAUUAUUGGCUGAAUUUGAUAUCACAACAACUGAGCCUCACUGAUUCAGGACCUGUCCCUUCAUUUGGAGCUGUGGUAAAUGCUGUACUGCAGGCUAAAGACAAACCAACACCCCCUCCUGGUCUCACCCUGCAACAUCAAGCAGACAGAGAAGCACAAAGGAGUGAUGGGAAGAAACCCACUGAAAUGAACAAAAAUAUGCUUUCUGAGGCUGAGGAUUUGCAGAGCACCCCCUCAAUAGUCAGACCAUCUGCAGACACAGUGCCAGAGUGUGAAGAACCACAGGGCAUGCGGGCGGACACAAGGAGAAGCAGCAGCCAAUCAGAGGGCAGCAAAGAGCCCUGGCAGGAAGGAAGUACAGCAGCCUCACGUCAAAACACUGCACUUCAGAACUUGAAAGAAUUAUUGUUAAAAUGUGAUUUGGGAAGUGACUACUCAGAGAAACCAAGCAGUUUAAGGAAAGACAUAACUGAACUACAGGAGACAGGACCAGAUGCUAUCAAAAACGAGGAUUAUGAUUAUGAAAAAAAGAAACUUUUAGCAACACGGGCGAUGCUGAAGAAGCCGGUUGAGACUGAGGUGCGGACACCCACAGACACCUGGAGUGGGCUGGGCUUCUCCAAGUCAAUGCCAGCAGAGGCCGUGAAGGAGAUGCGAUGUGUGAACCGCCGGAGCUACAAGUCUUACCUGGGGAACAACUUACAGGAAUGGAGUUUGCAGGAAUCCCUCAGUAAAGAGAGUCUGGCCAGCGGCAGUGACUCUGAGAACUGGAGGGAGCGGAGGGACUCUGCAUCUUCCUCAUCCCCUCUCUCAUCUUCCUCAGCCUCCUCCUUCCCUGUCUUUGCCUCCUCAUCCUCGAGAAGCAGAGCUGACAAAUCCUCUGAGUCGUUCCUCAGCAGCAGUAAUUACUUUGACAGCAUCUCAUCUCUGACCUGCUCCAGCAACUGCUGCUCCAGUCCCACCCACAAACAGACAGCAGACCUGCCAGAGCUCUUCAGCCAACUGGGGCUAGGCAAAUACAUCGAUAUCUUCCAACAGCAGGAGAUUGACUUCCAGACAUUCUUAACACUCACUGACGAGGAUCUGAAAGAAGUGGGGAUUUCAACUUUUGGUGCAAGGAGAAAAAUGCUGCUUGCAAUUUCAGAUUUCAGUAAAAGUAAAAAGAAGCUUCUGGAUCCGCCUACAGUCCGGCCAGGCUACCUGGAAGGCGGGGCCAGUGGUAGGCUGCCUCGGAUAGUGGACGUGGACAUCGCUGCUCAGAGCAACCGCUGGUAGCGAGUGAGGGGGAGAGAAACAGGGCUGUGACCUUCUCCCUGCGCAAUAAUGAACUGCUUCUGCCUCCAGCUCCUUGUGUUCACACAUUGCAGAAGAACUUUUAUUUAGUGCUUUUAAUCUACACAAGAUAUGAAAGUGCUGACAAACACUGAGUCAUCUUGAAACCUCUAGGAGGUAGGCUGACGGCAAGAACCAAUUUGAUAUGGCUGCCCCAAGAGAUUGGUACCAAACCCAGAUAUACCACACUGUCCCCGAACUUGUUAUGACUGCAACCUGAGGUGAAGCUCAGAAUGACUGUUGGGGUGUAGAGGGCAGCAAACAAGAAGACAGAAAAGUGGCCCAAUACUGUAUACCGGUGUAUGUUCUGCUUUUGCCAGCAGGGGUCACUUUAGAGCAAAGUGGAAGGAAGAUACUUGUAUAAGAGGGGAAUAAGUAGGCUUUUUCAUCAUUGUCUGUAGUCCUUCUUGACAUUUCAAUAUUGGUAUGAUUAUUACAUUCAUUUCAAAGGUGUACUGAAUAAAACAAUUUGUGAGUACCAGUAUAUUUAGAACAGGGGUCUCCACCCCUGGUCCUGGAGAGCCCCUAUCCAACAGGUUUUAUAGGUGUCUUUACGGCAUCAAUGGCUAAAGAUCUGAAACACCUGUUAAUCUUGACUAAUUAAGCCAAUAAUUGGUUCAAUUAAAUAACUGAGAGCUCAGUUGAAAUGAAAACCGGAAGCCCCAGUAGCUCUCCAGGACCAGGGUUGGAGACCCAUGGUUAGGCAGUCCAGCCAUGCUCUUAUGAUUUAAAAAAAACAAAAAAACAUAUAAAGAAAUGCUGCUAAAUGUAAGGUGAUGCAAUAUUACCACUGAAUAGAAACUGAUUCAUUUUGUUCAGACACAUAUCACAUGAAGCAGCAUGAAACGAAUGAAAAAUAGAUUCAGGCUAUGUCUCUCCUGGGUGAGUCUAUGUCUUUGGGGCAAAGAAGUAGUGUAUGUAUGUAUAUCUAUAAUUCUGUUUUUUGUAGUUAUUUUAAUGAAAAUUUGAAAUAGCUUUCAGUGUUUUGUACCUGUUUGUUAAUGUAAAAAUGUUGAAUAAAGUCACAAGGUUAUCUUUCAAAUAGUGUAUGAGGCUUGUGGUAAUUUGAAUUGGUACAACCUUUGAAAGCUUGGUUAGUGUAGUCAUGUUUUAAAAUGAAUUUGCACGUUUCCUAAUAAAAUAUACAUUUGAGACACGGUGGAAAAUAUAUGGCUGUGGCAUUGUCAAUGCCAAUAAAGAAAAAGGAAAUAGGGUAAAAGUAUUGGUUGAAAUCGGUGGAAAAUAUCAGCCAUUGUGGAUUACUGAUCUUUUUUUAUUUGAUGAGAAUCAUCCAUAAUUACAGAUGCUGUAAGGUUCUGCCACUUGCCGUGUUCUCCUUUGGAUCUGCAGUAGGUAGCAAGGAUGAUCACUGUUUUCAGAAGAUCAUUUGUGAAAUUGUUUUGAUUUCCCUUACAAUUCUAGGAGGAAUAUUAAAACACUCUAGUAUGGCGCAUAAGCAGACUUUGGAUUUAGCUACUUUGAAAAUCAGCUUUGAUUAGAUGUUACAGCUACCUAACCCACCCUGGGCCAUUACAAUGGUGCAUUCUGUAGUACAGUAAUGUACUACUACUCUCCCCUUUGUGAAUCAAAUGUGUUUCUUUAUAUAGCCAGUAGAGGGCACCAUUGUCUAUUUUUUUUAUUUUACUAAAAUCUGCAAAUGUGCACUGGUGUAAUGUGAAACUAAUUUAAAUAUUGCAAUAUGAAAACUUUACAUUUCUCAAAUAAUACUAACAUGAAUUUGGGAAUUUCAUCUGUGAUAUGUGGUGGCUAAAUUUUAAAUAUGUAACACCUUUCCUUUUAUAAACCACUGCACAUUCCACAAAUAGGGAAUGUUGAAUCCAGAAAUGCUGUUGCUUGUUGUACAAAAUGGAUUUUAAAAAUGUGUACUAUACAAAAUGUACUACUAUUAACAGUAGGACAAUACGCAGAAUUGAGGAAUAAAGCCAGCUUUAUUGUAAUAUUUGAUCUUCAUAAUACCUAGGUCUGGGCAUUGUUUGAGCUGUUGCCAAGAUGGCUGUUGAAUCACUACCUCUAAAUAGGUUUUCUUAGUGGGUGCGCAUCCAUGUUUUGAUAAGGCUUACUGAGUUUAUGAGAUCUGUGGAGGAUUAUGAGCCAUGGUGAUACGAAUGCAGACUCCGUCUGUGGCAAGGCAGUGGUUUACACAUACAAUACCUGCACACACACACACACAGUACAGUAAUAUCCUGAGCAGUCCUGGUAUAUGGCUCAGUAUCUCCAUAGUAGGCACUGUGAUUUAAUCGGUCAUCCUUCACUACACAUGCAACUGUUAGCUUUAAUUAUAUGGAAAGGGUUUCCCUACUCUGUAGUUAAUGGAAAUCAGAACUAAUAUUCAAAUGUUUUUACUGUACCCAUAGAUUAACACAUCUUCCCCAUACAUUAACCCACCAUGGUUGAAACUGAGCCACUUGAGAAAUGUAUAAGCUACUAUAUUUCUAAUUUACAAUUUAAAAAGUGGCUUUUGCAUAUUUACAACAGCUCUGUCGGACAUUACACUUGACUGGAACAGACCCAAACUUUGCAUAAUAAUUAGUGAAUGGGCACUUAUUUUUCAAGUACUUUCAGUGUCUACAGUAACAUUGCAAAAUCAGGAUACAUUGCAAUGAAUUGAAUCUUGGAUUAGGUAGACUACUGUGUAUUGCAGUUCAAGUUUGUAAAUAGGGUUUAUUUG
Acipenser ruthenus (sterlet) is the source of this 5494-nucleotide messenger RNA. Its product is annotated as protein bicaudal C homolog 1-A-like. Gene Ontology annotation, molecular function: protein binding; RNA binding. NCBI's taxonomy places the organism in Eukaryota, Metazoa, Chordata, Actinopteri, Acipenseriformes, Acipenseridae. Bases 124 to 2748 code for a protein of 874 amino acids. Gene Ontology annotation, cellular component: cytoplasm. The record is from RefSeq and is a predicted model, not a curated record. The transcript has 19 exons.